Esox lucius (northern pike) is the source of this 5117-nucleotide messenger RNA. Its product is annotated as neurotrypsin. Gene Ontology annotation, cellular component: membrane. Gene Ontology annotation, biological process: proteolysis. The transcript has 15 exons. The coding region runs from base 134 to 2890 and encodes 918 amino acids. The record is from RefSeq and is a predicted model, not a curated record. NCBI's taxonomy places the organism in Eukaryota, Metazoa, Chordata, Actinopteri, Esociformes, Esocidae. Gene Ontology annotation, molecular function: serine-type endopeptidase activity.
UCUAGGCUAUUACACAGUUCAGCGUGCUUUAAAGGGCUUUGCGGCAGCUGACGGGACACAAGCAAGCGUGCUGAAUCUCUCGUUGUGGUGGUAUUUCGGUUCCAUAGGCUAUGACGCUGAUAGAGCAGCCAGAAUGGAUCUAAUCACCCGGAAAAUUAUGCUUCUGAUCGGCUUCAGCUGUCUCUUGUUGGAAGUGCUUUCAGAGGUGGUAGCUGAUGACAGUUAUUUAAACGAGGUGCAAAACACAGCCCCUCUGUCCUGUUCAGAAGGUUUUACAGAGCUGGGUUACUAUAACGGCUCUGUGUCUCAGACGGACUCUGGCGCCCCCUGCCUGAGGUGGACAGAGUUUCCAGACUAUGUGCUGCAGUACCCUGGUCGAGGUUUGGGGGAACACAGCUACUGCCGUAACCCUGACAGAGAGUCCAAUCCCUGGUGCUUUUUCAGACAGACCUCUGGGGCCAUCGGCUGGGCCUACUGCGACUGCCACCAGGGUGCGGCUCGGCUGGUGGGCGAGACAUCAUCUGGAAGUGGACGUGUGGAGGUGUACCUGAAUGGCCAGUGGGGGGCGGUUUGUAACUCUCAUUGGACAGACAGAGAUGCCAGUGUGAUCUGCAGACAGCUGGGGCUGGGUGAGAUUGGUACAGCGUUGCAGCACUCCCGGUUUGGCUCGGGUUCCGGCCUCUUCCACUACGAGCGGCUUGGUUGCCGUGGCGACGAGAGCUCUGUCAGCCAAUGUCGGAGUCGGACGUUUGUUACUGGAGACUGUAGCCAUGGAAACGAGGCUGGAGUAGUGUGUGCACCACCAGAAGGCAAUGGUCCUCCACUGCGAUUGGUUGGUGGAGAGGAAGAAUUUGAGGGGCGUGUGGAAGUGUUUCAUGGUGGUAGGUGGGGCUCAGUCUGCGAUGACCAAUGGGACGACCAAGACGCAGAGGUUGUUUGCCGACAUCUGGGAUUCGGGGGCGUAGCGAAGGCCUGGUCGUGGGCCCACUUUGGACAGGGCUCAGGUCCCAUCCUAUUGGAUGCUGUGAGGUGUACCGGAAAUGAACUCUUCCUGGACCAGUGUCUACAUGGAGACUGGCAACAACACAACUGUGACCAUAUGGAAGACGCCGGGGUGUCCUGCAGUCCCUACACAGACGGCGUGGUGCGGUUGGUGGGUGGAGACAGUCCAUGGGAGGGUCGUGUGGAGGUGUUCCACUCUGGGGACUGGGGUACGGUGUGUGAUGACAACUGGACUCAUCAACACGCACAGGUGGUCUGUCGGCAGCUUGGAUACAGGGGUUACGCAGAAGUGGUGACUGACGGAACAUUCGGCGAGGGUUCCGGCAUCAUCCUACUGGACGAUGUGCUUUGUGAGGGGACCGAGUCGUCCCUGCUGGACUGUCGCCAUGGCAUCUGGGGCCGUAGCGACUGUUCCCAUAGAGAGGAUGUGGGCGUGCAUUGCAGGGCCACACCGAAAGAAGCAGAGACCAACGAGGUGCCGGCGGUCGCACCUGCCACAGGUCCAUUGGUGCGUCUGGCUGGGGGUGGCAGCCAUACAGAAGGACGUGUGGAGGUGUACCUCCAUGGUGACUGGGGUAGUAUCUGUGACUCAGGUUGGAAUGAUCUCAAUGCCGUCGUGGUGUGCAGACAGCUGGGCCACAGGGGGCAUGCGGUAGCCUCUGGUGGGUUCGGUCAGGGGAAGGGUCCUGUUCACCUUGACCAAGUGAGGUGUACGGGGAAGGAGGACUUUCUGGGGGAGUGUCCGUCUUUGGGCCGGAGACCCACGGGCUGCAGCCAGAGAGACGAUGCAGGUGUGAUUUGUGACCACGCCUCCCAGACAACAGAGGAGACAGCCCGGCCAGGUCAACUCACCUGUGGAGUCAGGAAGAGUGAAGAAAGAGGAGGUGCAGAGAAUACACUCCGGACGUUGUGGCCAUGGCAGGUGUCAGUGUGGUUGGGUUCUGAGGGGAAAGAUGGUCAUCCUGUUUGUAGCGGUACUCUGAUCUCUCCCUGUUGGGCACUGGCCUCUGCUCACUGCUUCACCAGGUUUGGUAUUGACCCGUCUCAGUAUGUGCUGCGUGUCGGGGGUUCUGACAGAACUCUAACCCCAGAGCAAGUGGUGGUACACAGGAAGUUCAGGUCAGACCAGGGCCCUGGGGGUCAUGACCUGGCCCUGCUGAGGCUGCCAAGCCCCAAGGGUCACUGUUUGACCUUUGAUCCCAAUACCAAUGCUGCCUGCCUCUCCACUCCGGACACAGCGGCGAUCAGGAGCCCGUCCUCCUGCGUUGUGGCAGUUACGGCAGGCUGGGACGGACCAGAUGCCGUGCUCCAGUCUUGGGUACCCCUCCUGUCGUCCUGGCAGUGCAAGAAGCGCUAUGGCGACGGGUACUCCUCCCACGGCACGCUGUGCGCAGGCAGCCCCCCCGACACACGCCGGCUCCAUGGGAACAACGGUUGCCAGGGCAACUGGGGUGGCGGGCUGGUAUGUCAACGGGAGGAAGGGCGCUGGGUGUUGACCGGGAUGGUCUCAGGAGGUUAUGGAUGCAGUGACCCCUCAACCCCGGCCCUCUACACAAGGGUCAGUCGGUUCCAAGCCUGGAUCCAGGAGGUCACAAGCACACACGAGCGGAUUCCCGAACGGAGCGCACACAGCGACGUGCAUGAAGAGGAUCAGCCCCUGGAGGACAGGAACAUGCUCACGUACAGCCAUGAUGAGCUGAAACACACACCCUCCCAAGAACAGAAUACACACGCCGAUGAACAGCUCACGCACACACAGCAUAGCAGUAUACAUUCAGGCGAUCGCAACGAGUUCAAACACGCACACAGUAAGCAUGCAUACACACACUCACACAGUAAACACACAGACACUCACAACUCUGAGGCCAACACUGCCAGCCUGGUGUAAUCCAGAAGACGCCAUUGUCUCACCGGCUGUGCCAUGUGAGUGUAAAGAAGAGGAGGAAGAAUAGGCGAAGAGGACUUGUUCUCAGGCUUGGCUGUGUGUGUGUGUGUGUUACUCCAGCUGUGGUGUGUACGUGUAAGUAUGGUUGACAUGUGUGUAUCACCUGUAAUGUGUGAAGAGGGGGUUGCUGUUGUGAUAAUGUGGAACUAGACAACAUGCUUUAGAUCUGGGCUGACCAACCCUGUUCCUGUCCCCGCUACUUUUCUCCAACCCUAAUCCAGCACAGCUGAUUCUAAUAAUUAGCUGGAUGAAAAGCUAAAUCAUUCACAACCUGGGUUGAAGAGAACCAACAAGUAGGUCUUCAGGAACAGAGUUUAGAUAGUAUUUAGGUAGUGUUUAGAUAGAAACUGAACUAUGUAUGGUCUUGUGAUGCCCUAUUUAAAUACAAAGUCUGUCCAUACUGAUUUGUUAUUCUUUAAAGGAGAGUUUAACAUGUUUUCAAAUAGACGUUAAAUGGUUCCUCACCCUGAAAGUUGUCCAUGGGCUGAGAGAAACUGUGAAUCUGUAAAUCAGAUUUAUUUUAUCACACAAACUUCAGCUCUGUACAGUAUCAAAGGAAAUAAACAUGGCAAGUGAGCAAGUAAAAACAUAUUUCAACUCUGAAAAUCAACUCCAUAUUGGUUUGAUGUAGCAUCUAGGUGAUGUGGCCAGUAUGAAAUAAAACUGGUCACAAGCCCCAUUACUUCUGUAGAUAUUUAGCUACAGUAUCAGUUGCUAGUCAGCUGUUUGUAAUGGCUGUUUAAAGAAAAGAAAACCAUGAAUGGCUUUCUCUCGUUUCUCUUUGCCCAUAAACUACAUUCAGGGUGGGGAACCAUACAACAUUAUGUAGAAACAUUUUGACAUUCUUCUUUAACCAGUGGUGAACUAGAAAAGUGCUGUUGCUUAGCUGUUUCUGGUGAUCUAAUAUGACAGAUGCACUCCUGAGGAUGCACUCUUCCUGCAAAUGAAAUAGACUUAGUUUUUUUUAUUAGUGGACGAACUGGACAGUAACUGGAGGUUGUUGGUGUGUGUCCCAAGCUACCAUCUGCAGUUGUGCCAUUGAGUGAGACACUUUAGUGCUUGAACAAGUGAACCCAGGGAUUCUGCUCUGUAGUUUACCCUGUACUUCUCAGCAGCAUUGCAACAUCACAAAAAAAGUUAUCUUCUAUGCUACUCUGCUCUAUUCUAUUGUACCCUGUUUUUCUCUCUCGUCAAAGCCAUGGAAGCCAAGGGAUCGAUCAUAUUUAUCUUUUGUACUGACCUCCCAGAACGGCUCUUGUUGUAAAUACUUCUAAUUGUUUGUGUGUUGCAUUAAUUAAUGUUCUAUUUCAUUAGCCAAAACGGUUAGCCUUCCUGUAGUUGAAUGUUCCUGUCUGUUCUCUCUGCGGAUGUGUGUGAUCUAACCAGUAGACAGCAAUAUGGUCACACCGGCGUAUUCAGAGCCAUAGAUUAUCAUUUGUUGAAGGGCGAAGUAGCCCCUAAUCUGUUUACUAGACCAGAUUACCCAACUUUAAAUCCUAACCGUAGCAAUUUAGGAACAUAAAAUGAUCUGACCUUGGACCAAUGGUUUAGGGAAAAUCUCCAUAAAUGGAUUGUCCUGAAUGUUUUUUUUUUUGUUUAUACUGGAUGGACUUGUGCUCAAUUGUGUGCUGUGCCUUGGUGUUGUAAAGCAUCUUGUAUUCUAGAACUAAUUGUUUCUCUCAAAUAUUAAAUACUUCAAUGCAUCUUUUUUAGAGCUCUACAGACUCCUAUCAAUACAGCAAAAUGAAGUGGUAUCUGCUGUAUAAUCAUCACAUGAAACUCCUUCCUGAGGCUAAAUGCUUUGAGUAACACUGUCCAGAAAAUCAUGCAAAAUCUAUGUAAAUAUCUCCAUAGCUGGACAGUGAGAGCCGGGGCUCAGUUCCAAAAAACCCACAUUGCAUGCUGAAUCAAGUGUGUGUGUAUAUAGACAGCAGUAGUUUGUUAACCCAGACACUGCAAAAGCACUGCUUUUGUGGGUUUGAUAGAAUUUCACAGUUCAUCAUGUCUUUGUUUAAAGCUGUAAUAAGCCUGACUGUAAAACUGUAUUGCAUCCGUCUGUGUUUUCCUCUGAUCUGGCUGAGUACGGAAACAUGGUAGACCUUUAAAGAAGAACAGGACUGUGUUGGUCUCUAUGUGAAGUUUUCUUCAUUAAAUCUGAAAAUCAGAAAUA